Messenger RNA from Closterium sp. Naga37s-1, 219 nucleotides. NCBI's taxonomy places the organism in Eukaryota, Viridiplantae, Streptophyta, Zygnematophyceae, Desmidiales, Closteriaceae. The record is from the annotation of a GenBank genome assembly.
AUGGGACUGGUCUUCGCAGCUGCUGCCCAACUACAAGGCGCAGGCUCAGUCGGUCAUGCGGCUGGCGGCGAUAAGUCUGAAUCAGACGAAAUAUUCCAGAUUCACCCGGAUCUUCACCAGCUACUUCAAGUCGGGGGAUCUGGUCAUCGAUCAGGAUGCAACCAUCCUCAUCCCCACCAACGAAGGCUUUUGGCACUACCCAAAAGCAAGAAAUUUUGA